Molecule: messenger RNA, 2674 nt
Organism: Actinia tenebrosa (Australian red waratah sea anemone)
Lineage: Eukaryota; Metazoa; Cnidaria; Anthozoa; Actiniaria; Actiniidae
Product: LHFPL tetraspan subfamily member 7 protein
Cellular component (GO): membrane
Source: RefSeq, a predicted model, not a curated record
AAGAAAGACAAAAGGCUUAUUGGCGGGAAGUUAUUCAGAAAUUUAGUGAUGAAAAGCCACGGAAAUUCGAUCGGAAGCCAGAGGACUAAGCAAAGCUUUCUUUUAUAGAAGUCCUAAUCCUCCACCACGUUUCCGAGAGGCAGAGCACGAACGAAUCCUGUCAUAAGUGGGUCAUCCGACUGCGAACAAAGAUUCAUUCAAUCUCUGAAAAUAUUUGCAAGGAGACGAUUCUUGACAGAAAUCUUCAUGGCUUUGUUUUAAUUUCGUUUACACAGUGUUUUGGAUUAAAAGCAAAGAUGUCAGCCAUCUCAGUACUGUGGACUGUUUUAACAGUAGUAUUCACAACCUUAUGCUCCAUCGCCAUUGUGUCACCUUUCUGGUUUGAAAAUGUGCUGGAUCCUGACACUUUCACCCCAGAUAACAGUUCCUUCGCUGCUUUUGGCCUCCUGCGAUACUGCUCUAAAAAGCAUAUUAAAUCAGUUCUUGAUAUGGAUGAAUGGAGAGACUUUGAAACAUGUUCAUUUUAUGGCAGCUUUCAAGACAUUCCAUCUCUGUUUUGGCAGUUUUCUAUCAUCUUUUAUGGUGUUGGACUCUUAUUUUGCUUGUGUUCAGUGGUCUUGGCUCAUGUUUCAUGCUGUAGGAAAACAAUUUGUGGAAGCAGGUCUGUCUUCGGAGUGGCUGGAGUGCUACAAGCUAUUGCAGUUGUCUGCCUGGUGGUCAGUCUUCUACUGUUCCCAUUUGGAUUUGGCACCAAUUUUGUGGAGAAAUAUUGCGGGCCCUCUGGUUUGUUUUAUCCUGGUCAUUGCCAAAUAUCCUGGGCUUACAGCCUUGCGAUCAUGAGUAGUGCUUUGUUUAUCUUUUGUCCUGUCAUUGCAAAGCAUCUGUAUGUUGUAACACCAAGGGCAAAAGCUACAGUUGUAUAAAAGAUAUAUGCAUAUAUUGGUAAAAAACAUCCCACAUGGGGUGGGGGUGAAAUUUUUCAGGCACAAUUGGCCCUUUGCAGCAUGUUGGAAUGAAGCUCAAUUAGAAGGACAUAGCAGUAGGUUUCCAAUUCUCUUGAUAUCGAAAUUAUUUUGUUUUGUCCUCCAAAUUAAGCUGCUUUGACGUCACAUGAUACUUAGGGGUCUAUUAAGAAAGUCUGAAGGUGGGAUGUGUAUAUUGAAGACUGUAUUCUUUCUUCAUAUAAGCAAUCCCUAGAGCUCUCUAUAAUAUAUCAAUCCACUUCUUUGGAGAAGUUUUGAAUCUGCUUAUUGUCCUUCAUACUUUCCCAAGAAAUUCUUAUUAUAUGUGGGCCCUUUUUCCCAUUUUAUGGGUCUGUAUAAACGCCGUUCUAGAGACUCUCUUGCUCUAGUGCAAAUUCCCAUCAUUUCAUGAAUAAUACAACCUACAAAGCACUGGAGUGAAAGAACAUAUGAAACCCAGGGUACAGCAUUAGCGAAAUUGAAAAAUGAUUUGAAAUCUAUAAUUUAGAUGUGAUAAUUAGUUAAUGAUUAUUGAUUAUUUAGACCUGAUUAUUUAUUGUACAAACGUCAUACAUAAUUUUGAUGCAAUACUCCUUAUUAAUAUCAUGUACAUAACUUUUGUUAUAUAAGGUGAAGGCAUUCAACCCGUGAAGUGAAAAAAUGCUAGUCAAGUUGUAAUUGUCAAACGAACACAAUUGCAAAAGAAAACAAUGAAAUUAGGGUCUACUAAUAUCUAUUGGCCUACUAUCUAUUUCACAGCUUCACAGCUUUAGUGACUUCACUCAAUUUUACUAGGAUACAACCUUAUAUCUUGCAUGAAAACUUUUGGGAAAUAAUUUUUUGGCAUUUUCUAAAAAUUCGACUGGGAUGAAAUAUUUGGAUAUAUAUCAGAAAAUUUUUUAUAAUGUACUUUCUCUGACUUGCAUUUUCAAGACAAACUUCAAACUUUGGCAUACUUUCAUCAUUCUAACACUUUCUACCCCUUGUUUUUCCUUGCGGGAGGGGUAGGGAUAUGUCUCCACUUGCACUCAUCCCUUCUUUAGCUCUUACAUUUCAGUGCAUAAAUUUUGCUACCAUUCAUAUAUACUUGUAUACUUUAUAUUUCGAUCAACUUAUAUACUUCACAUAUUUCUAACUAUAUUCUUUGAAAUGUUUUUACCUAUAAUAUAUACAGUAUACCUAUAUGUACAGCAGGGGCAAAGCCAGGAUUUUGACUUGGGAGCCCAAAACUGUUUUCAGAACAUCAGUAAGUCAUGUGAACUUGUUGAAUAACUACUUAAUUUGGUUUUUAGGUUUCUACAGCGUGAGGUGGGGGCCCAGGGCUCUCUUUGACCCCCUGGCUAUGCCCCCUUUGACCCCCUGGCUGUAUGAUGGGAAAUGUGUGGUAUGUCUAUGAAUUUUCCUAAUCAUUUCCCACUCUUACAAAAACUACUUUAAGAAUAGGAAGCUGCUUGUGCUUGUGAGCUUCCUCCACAUUCAAAAAUUUACAUCAUCUCAUGUCUGAUGGAUAUUAUUAGAACACUAUAGCUUUCAAGAACAUUAAUACAUCGAGUUUUUAUGUUGUAAACCAUUCAAAUUCUAAGCAAUUUUAGGGAUCCAUAAAAUUAUGAUCAUAUUAAUAGAUUGAGAUUGAUAAAUAACUUUUAAAAGUAGAUCAUAUAUUCAUUUUAUUUAAGAGUCCUAAAAUAUUACAACCAAUAAAGUAUGAAUAA